Messenger RNA from Lycium barbarum (goji berry), 1417 nucleotides. Its product is annotated as D-galacturonate reductase-like. The transcript is spliced from 4 exons. Lineage: Eukaryota; Viridiplantae; Streptophyta; Magnoliopsida; Solanales; Solanaceae. Gene Ontology annotation, cellular component: cytosol. The record is from RefSeq and is a predicted model, not a curated record. Bases 16 to 975 code for a protein of 319 amino acids. Gene Ontology annotation, molecular function: aldose reductase (NADPH) activity.
CGGCCAACAAAAAAAAUGCAACAAGUGACAUUGAACAAUUGUGACAAGGCCAUGCCGGUGAUUGGCAUGGGAACUGCUUCUUCAUCUCGGCCGGGGCCCGCGCCGGACUCAUCGGAGACGACGGUGAAAUCCGCUAUAUUGGAGGCCAUUAAAGCCGGCUACCGCCACUUCGACACGGCCUUUAUUUAUCCAUCGGAAAAGCCUCUAGGAGAAGCCAUUGUUGAGGCUCUUCAUCUUGGCCUUAUCAAGUCUAGGGAUGAAAUUUUUAUUACUACUAAGUUAUGGUGCACUUUUGCUCAACGUGACCAAGUUGUCCAUGCUUGUAAACUCAGUCUUCAAAAAUUGCAAUUGGAAUAUGUGGAUAUGUAUUUAAUUCACCAACCUUUGAGAAUAAGUGAAAAGAUACAACAACUCCCAGUUCCAAAAGAAAUAAUUCACCCAUUGGAUAUCAAGGGUGUGUGGGAAGGCAUGGAAGAAUGCAAAAGUCUUGGAUUCACAAAGGGAAUUGGGGUUAGUAAUUUCUCUUGCAAAAAACUUGAGGAAUUACUUUCCGUUGCUAAAAUUCCUCCUGCUGUCAAUCAAGUGGAGAUGAACCCAAUUUGGCAACAAAAGGAACUGAGGGAAUUUUGCAAGGCAAAGGGAAUUCACAUCACUGCUUAUUCUCCCUUGGGUGCAAAUAAUACAUUUUGGGGUGAUAACAGAGUUGUUGAAUGUGAUGUUCUAACUCAAAUAGCCAAAUCCAAAGGGAAAACAACUGCUCAGGUAGCAUUAAGGUGGGUUUAUGAGCAAGAGGUGAGUCUUGUUACAAAGAGUUUCAACAAGGAGAGAAUGAAAGAGAACCUUCAAAUAUUUGAUUGGUCACUUUCUGAACAAGACUUGCAAAAAAUAAGUGAACUUCCACAGCACAGAGGUUUUAGCAUGGCCUCUCUUUAUGGACCUCAUGAUCUUUUGCUGCAAUUAGAUGCAGAAAUCUAAUUGCUUAUUGCUACAUUUACAUUUCAAGAUUCAUAAAGUUACAAUGAACACAUUACUUGAGCUUAAUGAAAUGUUGUUUUCAAUUAUUUUUUAAAGUUAAGUGAUCAGUUGCUGCUCAUGAGUUUUGAUAAUUAAGUUUGAUUUAUUCUCCAUUUGAACCCCUAGACUCGAGUAUACAUAACUUGCACUAAAUAAAUUUUGGUUAGCAAUAAAAUGAAAAUCAACAAUCAACAAAUUUUCAUAAACCUUCCUUAGGUUUUGCCAAAUCAAUAUAUGACAAGUAAAAAUGAACGGAGGGAGUACUUGUCAUGUAUUGACUUGACACGCCUAUUAAGGAACCAAAAAUUAGAAUGACAAUUUUACUAUAUCACCUUUUGAAGAUAAUAAAUGUGAUGUUUUGGGAAAUGGAUUGAUAAGUGAUUAUAGUAAAUAGUAAGGGUUA